CUAGGAGUCUGAAAUGGCCACUCCUCGAGGGUGUUUGGGUCCCUCUCUUCAGCUCCUCUUCUUCUUUCAUCUGUUACUCAAUGUAGUGCCUCGCUGCCGGGGACGUCCAUUCUUCGGCCCACCUUCGGUCAACGUGGCUGUGGUUUUCAGCGGCUCGGCCCAUCACAGUGAGAUCAAGGGCCGUCUGAGUCCAGAAAACUUCCUUGACAUGCCGCUGGAAGUGAACCCCAUCACCGUGCUGGUGAACGACACAAACCCCCGAGCUUUACUCACACGUCUCUGUCAGACUAUGGCAGCGGAGAGCCUUCACGGAGUAGUGUUUGAAGACGACGUGGACUCUGAGGCCGUGGCUCAAAUCUUAGAUUUUGUUUCCUCUCAGACGUCCAUCCCCAUCGUAGGCAUCAGUGGAGGUUCAGCGGUGGUCAUCCCACAUAAAGCUGACGGUUCCACUUUUCUCCAAAUGGGAGCUUCUAUAGAUCAGCAGAUAAAUGCGAUGUUCAAAGUGAUGGAGGAGUACAACUGGGGCAACUUUGUGGUAAUCACCAGCUUGUAUCCCGGCUACGAGACCUUCGUGGACUACAUUCGCUCCUUCACGGACACAAGCUACUUCCUGUGGGAGCUGCAAGAUGUGCUGAGUUUCGAGAUGUCGGUCGGUGCAAAUGACAUCCGCACACGUCGACUUCUACAACAAGUGGACUCGCAGGUGUAUCUAGUGUACUGUUCCCAUGAAGAAGCACAGUAUUUGUUCAGGAUGGCCUCUGAUGUGGGGCUUUUGGGGCCCGGAUACAUCUGGAUCAUCCCUAGCCUGGCAGUGGGCAACCCUGAAGCGCCCCCUCCAGCCAGCUUCCCAGUGGGCGUCAUCAGUAUUAUCACAGACCGCUGGAGGAAAACACUGCGUCAGAGGGUUCGCGAAGGAGUGGCAGUCAUAGUGAAAGGGGUGCACAGUUUUCACAAGCACAGAGGAUUCAUUCCCGAGGGUCACAGUGACUGCAGUAGUCCUCUGCUAAAUUUGUUUUACAGGCAUAUGCUGAAUGUGUCAUGGGAGCAUAAGGAUCUGUCCUUCAACUCUGAUGGCUAUCUCAGUAAUCCUUCCAUGGUGAUCAUUGCUCUGGAUCGAGAGAGCCACUGGGACAAGGUUGGAAGCUACGAGGGAGGGAUUUUGCAGAUGCGUUAUCCUGUAUGGCCUCGUUACGGCAGCUUCUUGGAGCCCGUGUCAGACAACCGGCAUUUGACCGUGGCCACACUGGAGGAACGGCCUUUUGUCAUCGUGGAGAGUGUUGAUCCUGCCACCGGCACUUGUGUGCGCAAUACUGUGCCGUGCCGUCGACAGUCCAACAGGACUGAAAGUAUAAUUGGUCACACCGAGCCUUACACCAAACUCUGCUGCAAAGGCUUCUGCAUAGACAUUCUAAAGAAGCUCUCACGCACCAUUAAGUUUUCAUAUGACCUUUAUCUGGUCACCAAUGGGAAACAUGGCAAGAUGGUCCGUGGCGUCUGGAAUGGGAUGAUUGGAGAGGUCUUCUACAAACGUGCAGACAUGGCUAUUGGCUCUUUAACCAUCAACGAGGAGCGCUCAGAGAUUGUUGACUUUUCAGUGCCAUUCGUGGAGACUGGGAUCAGUGUUAUGGUGGCCAGAAGCAAUGGAACAGUCUCACCUUCUGCCUUCCUGGAGCCUUACAGUCCAGCCGUAUGGGUUAUGAUGUUUGUAAUGUGCCUGACUGUUGUGGCAGUCACCGUGUUUGUCUUUGAGUACUUCAGCCCUGUUGGGUACAACCGGAGCCUUGUCAGUGCCAAAGCCCCUGGGGGUCCAACUUUUACCAUUGGGAAGUCUGUUUGGCUCCUGUGGGGAAUCGUCUUCAACAACUCUGUUCCUAUUGAAAACCCCAAAGGAACGACCAGCAAGAUUAUGGUCCUUGUCUGGGCAUUCUUUGCUGUAAUCUUCCUAGCCAGCUAUACAGCCAAUUUAGCUGCCUUCAUGAUCCAAGAGCAGUACAUUGACACCGUGUCUGGGCUCAGUGACAAAAGGUGAUUUCAAAAACCCCAGGAACAUUAUCCUCCUUUUCGCUUCGGAACGGUCCCAAAUGGCAGCACAGAGAGGAACAUUCGAAGCAAUUACCCUGACAUGCACACCCACAUGAUCAAAUACAACCAGAAGGGAGUGGAAGAAGCUCUCAACAGCCUUAAGACAGGGAAGUUGGACGCCUUCAUAUAUGAUGCAGCAGUUCUUAAUUAUAUGGCUGGCAAGGAUGAGGGCUGCAAGCUGGUCACCAUUGGUAGCGGGAAGGUGUUUGCUACCACAGGCUACGGCAUUGCUCUGCAGAAAGACUCCCGCUGGAAGCGCCCCAUAGACCUGGCUCUUCUCCAGUUCCUGGGAGAUGGAGACACACAGAGACUGGAGACAGUAUGGCUGUCUGGAAUAUGCCAGAAUGAGAAAAACGAGGUCAUGAGCUCUAAACUAGACAUAGACAACAUGGCAGGUGUUUUCUACAUGUUGCUCGUGGCCAUGGGUCUCAGCCUGCUGGUCUUUGCUUGGGAACAUCUACUUUACUGGAAACUCAGGCACUCUGUUCACAAAUCUGAUCACUUAGACUUUCUGCUGGCCAUUAGCAGGGGCAUAUACAGCUGCUUCAAUGGAGUAGAAGACAUUGGCAGAUCUACCGGCAUACAGAAUCCAGAUAUCACCGCCAAUUACGCCCAGGCCAACAUGCUGAAAAUGCUUCAGACAGCCAAGGACAUCGUCUCCUCAGCCAAAGUUGAGAACUCAUUGGAUAACGCCACCAAGACCAUUGAGAACUGGAGCAGACGGAGUGGCAGCCUCCCAGCACGUAUUCCUCUGGUGACUACCACAGAAAAAGUUCCCGGUCACUUCUCGUAUAUUGCUAAUGUCGCAGAGAACCACAUACCUCACAUGCAGCGUUCCAUAACUCCACCUUUCACACAACACACCACAACCACCAGCCCAGCGCUAAUGGUAAAUCACAGAGUCUUAACACGGCCAACUCCUCUUCGCUACACGCUUCCUGCCAGGACCAGAGGUCUUUACGAUGGCAUGCUUCCUGUAUCCAGUCUAAGCACACCUCAUCUUGCCAUGCAUGACCCUCCAUCUGACCUGGCUCACACAGGUUCCUCCUUCGUCCCAUAUAGAGACAUUUACACCGAACACCACAAGUCCUGUCACAAUGACUUCUCAGAUGCAGUCAGGCGGAAAAAGAGGCCCCAAAAUCUCCUGGUGGAGUCUAUGGAUUUGAGGGGUCUUCAUGAUUAUAAAGACCAAUUAACAUGUCAUACCGAAGCAAACAGUUUUGCUGAAAAUCACCUUUCCUCAUCCUUCAGUGAAAAUCCCUUUGUGGUAGCAGAUGCAGCUUGUAACUCUUGUGCCAAAACGUACUUUGACCCCGCAUCAUUUGACGAAAUACCUUUGAUAGGGAAAAGAAAGCUUCAUCGCAGACCAUCGUUCCUGAAAGCCACUUGGGGUCCAGACAGAGUAAAAUUCCCAGGUGACAGAGCCACUGCCGCACCCCCUUCUAGAGUAACUAUACCUGACCUGUUCCCUUGCGUGGAUGUACACGGACGGGUGAGGAACACCAUGUGUUAUGCCCAACCGAUGGAUCACACCUACCUUCAUGCCUUCCGGCGAAACUCCAGGAAAAGUCAGAAGCUUAGACAUAGCCAGUCCACCAGGCUGCCUUCCUACAAGGAGGCGAUUUUCCACAAUGUGGCAGCAGUCAGGAGGGCAUCCAGCUUGGUGCAUAGACCCUACUCCUAUCCAGAGCUGCCAGUCUACCAGAGCCCACUGUCAUAUGGACCAGCCGAAUUAUGCAACAUCUUUCCGUGCAUGGGACAUCCCAGUGACAGUGUAUAUGGAGGGUAUAGGGGACCCGCACAGCUACAUGAUGGCCAUCUAGUGCCUGUUCCAGGCAGCAGGGUGGUUCAUAGCAGCCCUAUUGUGCCCAUGACAUGGGGCAGAAUUUCCAGUCUGGAAUCAGAGGUGUGAACUUGUCCUUCCAUGUGCCAAUUAUGAACUAUUUGGACCACAAGCUUCUACUGACCUAAAUGACUUUGCCUUUAAAGACCAAUUCACACUGCACCAACAGACAGCGGCCAGCGGCAACAGACACGUUCAUCUGGUUACUUCCAUUGGCAUUGGUCAGUGCUUUUAUUUAGUGAUUGGAUGUGGUAAAGCUGCAUUUGUCAUCUGAAGUGACUGUUAACAUUGGUUGGAAUCACUUGGGGGAGUGUGAAUUGGCCUUAACGUGAUAGUUCACCCCAAAAUGAAAAUUUGCUUUUAAUUUAUUCACCCUCAGGCCACCCCAGAUGUAGGUGUCUUUUUUUUCUUCAGAUGUUUUUUUGACUCUCAAUGUGCUGUUAGCAGUCAACUUGCUUUUUUUUUGA
Molecule: messenger RNA, 4392 nt
Organism: Danio aesculapii
Lineage: Eukaryota; Metazoa; Chordata; Actinopteri; Cypriniformes; Danionidae
Gene: grin2cb
Product: glutamate receptor, ionotropic, N-methyl D-aspartate 2Cb
Exons: 12
Biological process (GO): excitatory postsynaptic potential; long-term synaptic potentiation; synaptic transmission, glutamatergic
Cellular component (GO): postsynaptic membrane; postsynaptic density membrane; plasma membrane
Molecular function (GO): transmitter-gated monoatomic ion channel activity involved in regulation of postsynaptic membrane potential; NMDA glutamate receptor activity
Source: RefSeq, a predicted model, not a curated record